GUCUUUUUACAGACUUUUUUAAGUCAGUAUUCCACGUGCUCCUGGGGGUCUCUCUCUCUCUCUCUCUCUAGUGCAUGAUUAUUGAUAUAUUAUUUUCUCCCAGUCAAUUACACCUCCUGACCAUCUCUGCUUACCCUUUUCUCUGUUUUGUUUGCUUCCACCCCCCAUCUCUCCAUCCAGCACAGAAGACCAGAAAAACAAAAACAGUACCCCUACCCAUUGUGUAGAAAGAUCAAACCUACCUCCCCAUAACGAAAAGAUUUGAUCUUGGCAAACAGAUUUUGAAAGAUAUGAAUGCUGUAGCUGAUCAAGAUCAAGACAUGGGAGAUGGAAUGCAGUGCAGUGACCAUCCGUACAGAAGCAACCCAGGUGGGAUCUGCGCUUUCUGCCUCCAGGAGAAGCUCGGCAAGCUUGUUUCUUCCGCCUCCCUUCUCCCCAUCCACGCUUCUGCAACCUCUUCUUCUUCCUCCCCUCCUUUUAGAUCUGACAUCAUCAAUGCCGCCAAUGGAGCUGCUGCUGGUCCGUCCACCCUCUCCGUCCACCCAACUUCUUCGUCAUCGGCAAAACCCAGAAGCAUUAGUAGUAAUUCCCGCCACGACGAUGAGUUUUACAACACGAGGAGGGCCAGGAUUUCUUUUCUUUUGGCUAAGAAAAAGAAGAAAGUGAGUAAUGGUGCUGCUACUACUGGUAACGGUGGUGCUACUGUUGCAUCUUCCGAUCGGGAAGCUGUUAACAUGGUGUUUAACCGAAGCAAGUCUACCACCACCCCGCGGCGGGGCCACCAUUUCCUGGAUGGUUCAGAGGAUUUUAGUCCAAGGAAGAGAGGCGGGUUCUGGUCGUUUCUGUAUCACUCAUCCACCAAGAAGUCGUCGCACGCUCUGAACAAGAAGGCAAUGGAGAAGUCCAGCUUCAGAGACAACUCCAACUCCAAGAUCUCUUCCUCCUCUUCCUUCACGUCGGUGCAAAAGGACUCCAAAUGCUUGGGUUCUUCUUCUCUGAGGAAUAAAAGCGAACACCUGGCGGUCGACGCGGACGACGACAGCAACAGCAGCCAAGCCACCGCCGCCUCCGCCUCUUCCUUCGAGCGGAAGGUCUCGAGAUCCAGAUCCGUCGGCUGCGGAAGCCGAAGCUUCUCCGGCGACUUCUUCGAGCGGAUCUCAACUGGGUUCGGCGACUGCACUCUCAGAAGAGUCGAGUCGCAGAGAGAAGGAAAGCCCAAAGCCGUGCACCGCGGCGGCGAACACAACCACCACAACAACCACUGCAUGAAAGAGCGAGUAAAAUGCGGCGGGAUUUUCAGUGGGUUCAUGAUGACGUCGUCGUCUUCGUCGUCCUCGUCGUCGUCUUACUGGGUUUCGUCCUCCACCGAAGGGCCGCUCGUCCACGUCCGAAGCCGGAGCUGGGGGUGGGCGUUUGCGAGUCCGAUGAGAGCAUUCAGCAAACCUUCUUCGAAAGAUGGGAAGAGGGAGAUAAUUAGACAAGCUUCAGAUAAGAACACAGCUCCAAGCUUGAAUGCGAUUCCUUCCUUGCUAUCAGUCAGAAGUUGAUUAUCAUCAUCAACAUAAUACACAUCAAACUCUGUUAAUUAAUUACAUAAUUUACUACUUAUUUAUUAUUAAUUACUCUAUUAGCAGCUCCCUGUGUUUAUUUUGGCUUAAUUUGUUGGCUGGUUGGUUGAUUGCCAUUCCAUUAGUAAUGCAACACAUUGUCUUGAUCUUA
Pyrus x bretschneideri (Chinese white pear) is the source of this 1719-nucleotide messenger RNA. RefSeq names its product probable GPI-anchored adhesin-like protein PGA55. Bases 291 to 1547 code for a protein of 418 amino acids. The record is from RefSeq and is a predicted model, not a curated record. NCBI's taxonomy places the organism in Eukaryota, Viridiplantae, Streptophyta, Magnoliopsida, Rosales, Rosaceae. The transcript has a single exon.